GCCCUCGUCGCCAUUAUUUGUACCGCCUCGUUUUUAAAGCUCCAUCAUCUGUCUGUCUCCUACCACCACCCACCACACAAGCGUAUGCUCUAGGUUUCUGCUAAUCACAAUGCGUUUGUCGUCGUUCUUUACCACCUCUUCUGUCUCUUCCGCUUUCUUGGUCGCAUCUUUCGUCUCCUCCGCCAGUGCUCAAGACCGCACUACAGAGACUGCUGAGGCUGCAAUCACCAAUGGCACCGCAGAGUGCGUUGCCUAUUGGUAUCCCCCCGUCUCUGAAGCGGCAUACAACUUCCCCACGAACUGGCAGCCAGCUUCCAUUCUCUCAAACGACACAGCUGCGAAUGCCAAAUAUAACAGUAUCUCGAGUCAAAUCCCCAACAUCGCACCCAAGGGUACUCAACCGGCUUCGCUAGAGGGUAACUUCUCAGGCCUGUCGUACUCAUCGUCCGACCCAGACUGCUGGUGGACAUAUGAUCAGUGCACGACUCCAAAGGUCGCUGGACUUAAGCCUGACAUGGCGGGUGUAUCUGAGCCUGACACACUUGGCUACGGAUUUGAUGAUGGCCCCAACUGCUCCCACAAUGCAUUUUAUGAUUAUUUGCAAGACAACAAUCAAAAAGCCACUAUGUUCUACAUCGGUAGCAAUGUUAUGAACUGGCCUCUUGAGGCACAGCGUGCCCUGACUGAUGGUCACGAAAUUUGCGUCCACACAUGGUCUCACCGUUACAUGACUUCGUUGACAAACGAGCAGGCCUUUGCGGAACUCUAUUACAGUAUGCAAAUGAUCAAAUUGGUUGUCGGAGUUACCCCCACCUGCUGGAGGCCCCCCUUCGGUGACGUUGAUGACCGUAUCCGCUGGAUCGCGAACGCUCUUGGACUGAAGACAAUUAUCUGGCAGUAUGACUCCAACGACUGGAAGGCUGGUAUCGAUGGCAUUACUGAUCAAGAUGUUGACGAUAACUACAUGAAUUUGAUCGCCCGUGCUCAGAAUGGGACAUUCAGCACGUCCGGCACGAUUAUGCUGACCCAUGAGCUCAACAACUUCACUAUGUCUGAGGCAGUUAAGUUCUAUGAUCAGUUGAAAUCAGCAUUCAAGUACCUAGUUCCUAUGGGAGUGGCCAACAACCAGACCCAGCCUUACGUUGAGACCAACUACUCGCUGCCUACCUUUGAAGCUUAUGUCAGCGGUACCACUGUUGUCACAGGCGGGACACCUCAAUCGAACUCAUCUGGAUCAACUUCUGGAUCAACUUCUGGAUCGACCUCGAGUCUGGGAUCUAGUGGCAAUUCUACCACCAAGCCUUCCAGUGGUGCGGUGAGUCAGGUAGUCUUCAGCAAGGCGGGCGCGCUCGCAGCAACGAUGGCGUUCCUGGGAGGUGUGACGAGGGUUUUAGCAUAAAUGCUUUUCUUUUCUUCCCAGGGUAUCUGCGUUUGAUGUCGUUUCCUUCUGUUCAUUACUGCCUUGUCGGUGUUACCCUGCACGAUCUAUGCCUUGCGUAUUUAUCGCCAAACCCUCCCGCAUCGGUUGGCCAGCCGUUAUGGACACUCGGUCUCUUUUUGUUAUUCCAUUUUUGUUUUCAAUACCCCCCUACCCUGUUGCCCUGUUGCGUAGCUGGAACAUAUCUGCGCUAUAAUUAUCAGUGCUUUUACCGCUAUGUGCAUGUCCCACUCCUCACACGGUUCACUUGUUUUUGGAUUAGAAUUCUCAAGGAUACGUUUUGGAACAUCACUACAGUAGCAAGGAUCCUCAAUCACAUUGCUUAUUU
This is a messenger RNA of Serpula lacrymans var. lacrymans S7.9, 1766 nucleotides long. Its product is annotated as carbohydrate esterase family 4 protein. Gene Ontology annotation, molecular function: chitin deacetylase activity. Gene Ontology annotation, biological process: carbohydrate metabolic process. NCBI's taxonomy places the organism in Eukaryota, Fungi, Basidiomycota, Agaricomycetes, Boletales, Serpulaceae. Gene Ontology annotation, cellular component: membrane. The coding region runs from base 110 to 1399 and encodes 429 amino acids. The record is from RefSeq and is a predicted model, not a curated record. The transcript is spliced from 11 exons.